AACGCCAUAGUUGCGAUCUUCUUUUGUCCGUGACCAUUUUGAUCUCCACAUGUGAGUUUGGUUUUCUGCCGCUGGCAAAGUGAAAAAGUGCUGCUAAAGUCGGUGUGAUACGGUAAUUGCUGGUGUGAUUUUGAAGCCGCUGCGUAGGAAAGAUCUUCAAGAUCGUCACACCGCCGAAAAGAGAUCCGUGUUUAUACAACAGAUCCUGUUUGUAUAAAUCGUGUUUCGUCGUCAAUCACAAAGGGCCGUCAACCGAAAAGUGUCGCCGGCUAGCUCAUCGACCGCUCGCUGCUGCUUACUUUAGCUUACCACAAAUAACCCGCAGAAGUUAAUCAAACCAACCAAGCGCAGCAAUGGCAGAAAUGGAGGACACCCACUUCGAGGCCGGAGAUUCCGGUGCGUCAGCGACCUUCCCGAUGCAGUGCUCGGCGCUCCGUAAAAAUGGUCACGUUAUGCUGAAGGGGCGUCCAUGCAAGAUCGUCGAAAUGUCUACCUCCAAGACCGGCAAACACGGACACGCCAAGGUACAUCUGGUCGGCAUCGACAUCUUUUCCGGCAAGAAAUACGAAGAUAUUUGCCCAUCUACCCACAACAUGGACGUACCACACGUUAAGCGCGAAGAUUACCAACUUACUGACAUCGAUGAGAACUACUUGGUUCUUCUUAAUGACAACGGCGAUUUACGUGAAGAUCUUAAGAUUCCAGAGGGUGACCUGGGAAUCCAACUGCGCUCCGAAUUCGAUAGUGGCAAGGAAUUAGUUUGUACCGUGCUCAAAUCAUGCGGCGAAGAAACUGUGAUUGCCAUCAAGAACAACACUGCUGCUGAUAAAAACUAAUACCUCGCCCGUUGCUUAUUAUAACAUCCCCCGCGAAUCACAUCCACACACACAACACAAACAAACACACAGAAAGAAAUAAUAAAUAGAAAAUAGUUCUGCAAACCCCAAACUAUAAAUGCGCUACUCAACAAACAAACAAAAACAAGAGGAUACUAUAUUAUUGUCGGGGGUAUUUCUCCCCUUCUUCUUCUGUAUAACAACAACAACAAAAAACAACAAGGCCAGGUUGGAGAAAAUCAAACACAAUUUACACAGACACUCAGAUACACACACAAACACGCAGUUACAUCUCUUAGUAUACAGCUAUUAUUACAAAUUAAAGCAAAGGAAUAAUGAUAAAUACUUUCUGGUGAAAGUAAUAAAAUUGAGGUGUGGAAAUAAAAGACCAUCAUUAGUAAGAAGCAGCAGCAGCAGCAGCAGAAAUAUACAAAACUCAAAUCAAUAAGCACGCGAGAGUCGAGUGAGGAAGAAGGCAAGGCAGGCGACGAAUGAAUCGCACAUUCGCGCACACACGUGUAAGCGAGCGACAAACAGCAAGAGAAAAAAAAACAAUCCAUGCCCGGGAGCAGCGAGAGAGAGAGAGAAAGAGAAAAUACCGUUUCACGUUGGAAUGAACAAGACCGAUGCAGAGAGUGAGACAGAAACACACACACAGAGAGAGAACUAGACAGCGUUACAUUUCCCUUUCUUUUUUCUUUUUUUUUUUGUAAAAUGCUACAACUACAAACCCAACAGUUUAAAAAAGGCAAGAAAAAUCGAAACACACAUUAAUUAUUAUAAUAAAUUUAAAAAAAGGAAGAAAAACCAAUAUAAUAUAAUAAAAAUAUUAUAAUAAUUUAA
Molecule: messenger RNA, 1679 nt
Organism: Toxorhynchites rutilus septentrionalis
Lineage: Eukaryota; Metazoa; Arthropoda; Insecta; Diptera; Culicidae
Gene: eEF5
Product: eukaryotic translation initiation factor 5A
Exons: 4
Coding region: 354-836 (160 amino acids)
Biological process (GO): positive regulation of translational termination; positive regulation of translational elongation
Molecular function (GO): ribosome binding; RNA binding; translation elongation factor activity
Source: RefSeq, a predicted model, not a curated record